Scutellospora calospora is the source of this 266-nucleotide messenger RNA. The record is from the annotation of a GenBank genome assembly. Lineage: Eukaryota; Fungi; Glomeromycota; Glomeromycetes; Diversisporales; Gigasporaceae.
UUUUAAUUACUAACUAUACUUUACAAGAGUUUAAGUAUGAAAUUUGUGGAAUAAAAUAUAAAACAAAAAGAGGUCUUAAUUAUCACCAAAGUAUUGUACGAAAGUAUAAUAUUCGUCAUGAAGGCUUAUAUAUGCUACCAUUAGAAGCAGUUAAUCAAUUUAAGAAGGAUCUGAUUUAUAUUAUAAGUAGUAAACUUAAAGCACAUUUUACACAAUUAGGAAGGCAAACUCUUUCAUUUCCCUGUCUAGAAAGUUUAUUUUUUGAG